This is a messenger RNA of Oncorhynchus tshawytscha (Chinook salmon), 1989 nucleotides long. RefSeq lists its product as uncharacterized. The transcript has 9 exons. Lineage: Eukaryota; Metazoa; Chordata; Actinopteri; Salmoniformes; Salmonidae. Bases 168 to 1814 code for a protein of 548 amino acids. The record is from RefSeq and is a predicted model, not a curated record.
CUCUAGUCUAGAACACUGGAACCUUCAGUACCACUUUGAUGCAGCUAAUUAGGAGUGAUGGUCAUGGGUGUUUAAAUUGAAUGGGUUCUAAUUGAAUAACAUCAUGGAACUUUGACCUGUAUAUACAGAACUCAGAAGGGCAAGACUGCAGGGUGGGAGAUGCAACAAUGUCCUUGAGAACAGCAGGAAGUGUGUUGGUGGUCUUUCUCUGGUCUUUAGCAGUUGUACUGGGUCAGGAUGGAUGGAGUGUGACUUACACCCCUCAGAGUAUCUGUGCUUUGAAGGGGUCAACAGUGAAGCUGACCUGCUCUUUCAGAUAUCCCAGAGGUCAUAAAGUCACAUCAACCUUCUGGUUUACUAAAAUUGAGACUGAAGAUCUAGGUCAGAACCCAGAGUAUGCAGGUCGUCUGGAGUAUCAUGGGGACAAGAAGAAAGACUGUACCCUGAAAAUCACAGACCUGAGAGAGAGAGACUCAGCUAUGUACAAGUUCAGAUUCAUAACAGAUCAGGAAGUAGGGACAUUUACUGGCAAACUUGGAGUGACUUUGUCUGUCACAGGUCUUCAGGUGAAGGUGACUGGUGGACAUCAGGAUAAGACACUGACCUGUAUCACCACCUGUACUCUGACUGACAACCCCACCUACAUCUGGUACAAGAACGGACAACAUCUAGAUGAGAGCACCUCCCCCCAGUACAAAGACCCAGUCUCCAGUAACUAUGAAGACACUUAUUCCUGUGCUGUAAAAGGCCAUGAGGACCUCCACUCUCCUGCAGUGUGUGUUCAGGGUCAGAGCUGCAACAGAGUGACUUACACCAAGAGGAGAAUCUGUGUCUUGACGGGGUCAACAGUGGACAUAUCCUGUACUUAUGUUGGUCAUUAUUCCACCACAUUAUCAUUCUGGAUUAGAAGUGAUAAGUCGACACCUGAAGACCUAACCACUGACCCAGGGUAUGCAGGUCGUGUGGAGUACACUGGAACAUACAGAGGUCCCUUCACCCUGAGAAUCACAGAUCUGAGAGAGGAGGACUCAGCUGAGUAUCGCUUCACUUUUAAAGCAAACAGCAUUGAAUGGGGUCAUAGUUUCCCAGGAACAACUCUGUCUGUCACAGGUCUGCAGGUGAAGGUGACUCCUGCUGCAGAGGGACAGAAGACACUGACCUGUAUCACCACCUGUACUCUGACUGACAACCCCACCUACAUCUGGUACAAGAACGGACAACGUCUAGAUGAGCCCACUUCCCAACAAUACUCUAGUAAUACCCUAGUAGUGUUGGGUCAUUCUGUGGACAGUUACUCCUGUGCUGUAGAACACCAUGAGGACAUCCACUCUCCUGCAGUGUGGAAACAGACCUCAGUUCUGACUGCAGCUGUAGGAAUCACAGUGGUUCUGGUUCUCAUCCUCUGUUUCUCUGGACUCAUGUGGUUCAGGAAGGCGGCCUCCAAAUCCCCCUCUGACACAAGAGACACAGCAGACGAUGGACAGGUGAGUCUCUUGGAAUCAGAAGGUGACUGUGAUGACUGUAUUCUUUGUGGAACAUUUCCACUCCUCAUGUUGUCUGUCCUCUCUCUCCAUCAGGGAGACUCAAGUCCAGUGUUUGACAACAUCUCAGGCAUGGCAAUGACCCCUACUGCAGCACAGACAGCAGCCACAGACGACCAGGAUGAUGUUCACUACACCAGCGUCCACUUCUCUCGUUCCAAAAACCAGGAAGUGCCUCUGUACUCCACCGUCCAGCUGCCUCAACCCCAGAAACAGGAUGAGGAUGUCCACUACGCUGCUGUGAAAUUCAACCUCCCCAGUGCUGCCACCUGACCUGCAGCAGCACAAGCAGCUGAGGAGGACUCCUCUGUUCUCUACAGUACAGUCAAUAAACCCUGAACCAAGAGGACCUGAAAACAAAAAACCCAGAACGAAGAACACCUGAACACAACAAACCCAGAACCAAGAAGACCUGAACACAACAAACCCAGAACUAAGAAGACCUGAA